UGUGUAACUUGUUGUACAAAGUAGCCGAUUACAUAAAAGGACAAAAUGGGAUACUGGCUUCCCAUCCUAACGGUCUUAGUGGCCAGUUUAGCUCCACAAUAUGUUAGUGCAGCUUCCUGUACUAUAACAAAAUACAGCGCUUCAGACAUCAAAAGUGCACAAAGCUCCUGUUCUGAAAUUGUUAUCAAUGGAAUUGAAGUAGCUGCUGGUGAGACACUGGAUUUGACACAUCUUAAGCAAGGCACCAAGGUAACCUUCAAGGGAACCAUCACAUGGGCUUACAAAGAAUGGACUGGACCACUGCUUAGCGUCGCUGGUACUGACAUUGAAAUCAUUGGUUCUUCAGGACACGUGCUCGAUGGUCAGGGCAGUUUGUGGUGGGACGGUAAAGGAGGAAAUGGCGGAAAGAAGAAGCCGAAAUUCUUCAAAGUCAAACUAACGAACUCAAAAAUCCACAAAAUCAAUAUCAAAAACUCUCCUGUCCACAUAUUCUCAAUUGGCAACAGUGAUGGCGUAGUGCUUCAAGACAUCUCCAUUGAUAACUCCGCAGGCGACUCCGGUGGUGGCCACAACACCGACGCUUUCGAUGUUGGUAACUCCAAUGAUAUCACCAUCAAGAAAAGCACUAUUUACAACCAAGAUGAUUGUUUGGCAGUUAAUUCUGGAACCAACAUCGUAUUCUCAGAUAACUACUGUUCUGGUGGUCACGGAAUCUCCAUCGGUUCCGUUGGUGGCAGAGACAACAACGUCGUUAAAGGCGUCAAGGUCAGCAGCUGCCAAAUUGUCAACUCAGACAACGGAGUAAGAAUUAAAACCGUCUAUGGCGCAUCUGGAUCCGUGUCUGACAUUACAUACCAAGACAUCACCCUGUCUGGAAUUCACAAAUACGGUAUCGUCAUUGAAGGUGACUACGAAAAUGGAAGCCCAACUGGCACACCAACUGGAGGCGUUCCAAUCACCGGUUUGACUGUGAAGAAUGUUAAAGGUUCAGUCGACUCUAGUGGCGUAAAUGUUUACAUUUUAGUAGAAAGCGCCUCCGACUGGCAUUUCUCUGGCAUCUCCGUCUCAGGUGGAUCCAAAACCAAAACUUGCAAAGGCAUUCCUUCUGGUGCAGGAAUUUCGUGCUGAUGUCGAUGAACCUUUCAACUUUUUACAAAAUUUGUAUGGUUAAUGUAAAUAUCGUGUAACAACAUAUUAUUAAUAAACAGUAAUAUCAA
Anoplophora glabripennis (Asian longhorned beetle) is the source of this 1217-nucleotide messenger RNA. RefSeq names its product polygalacturonase-like. The transcript has 2 exons. The record is from RefSeq and is a predicted model, not a curated record. Lineage: Eukaryota; Metazoa; Arthropoda; Insecta; Coleoptera; Cerambycidae. Bases 46 to 1128 code for a protein of 360 amino acids. Gene Ontology annotation, biological process: pectin catabolic process. Gene Ontology annotation, molecular function: polygalacturonase activity. Gene Ontology annotation, cellular component: extracellular region.